Messenger RNA from Triplophysa rosa, 1195 nucleotides. RefSeq lists its product as uncharacterized. The transcript is spliced from 2 exons. The record is from RefSeq and is a predicted model, not a curated record. Bases 2 to 862 code for a protein of 286 amino acids. NCBI's taxonomy places the organism in Eukaryota, Metazoa, Chordata, Actinopteri, Cypriniformes, Nemacheilidae.
UAUGGUAACAGAAGCGUAUGCUGAUGUAAUUCGAAAUAGCGAGCAUUUGGAGGAUACUCCAGAAGAUAUUCCUGAGGCAUUAUUUUUGAAGAAUCUUGCUCUGUUAUAUCUGAAACUACAGUCAAAGUUACUGCUUCCAGCUUCAGUAAUUCAAACUAUCAUUGAGGAUAUGCAGUCAGUUUAUGAUGUCAACCAGUCACAUCUACUUUUCAAAUUAAAUGAGAAAUUGGUUAAACUUGGUGUUUCAGAGGCUUCCAUUAAUGAUGUCAUUGACAGUCUAAGAGCAGAUGAUCUCUUACAAGCAUGUAAUAGCCACACACUAAAAACAGACCAGCGCAGGAAAACAGUGUUCAAGAACAGUUUUAAUUAUGUUGAACCUGUGCCGAUUUGUCUUGGACAUAAUGCAGCUGGCAAGGAGUGUUUUCUACAGUAUGUGCCUGUGAAACAGACAAUUGAGGCACUUUUUCAUUCCGAGUCUGUGUGGAAACAGUACAAGGAAAUACACAGCCGUAACCAGUUGAGUAAUAUUCUUGAAGAUGUCUGGGAUGGUGAAAACAUCACAAAAAACUUGGCCCAGACAGAGAGGUCCUCUUUAGGCUUGAUACUUUAUCAAGACUCAUUUGAAGUUGUUAAUCCUCUGGGGUCAGGAAAGAAAAAACACAAAAUACUAGCAAUGUAUCUCACACUUGCAGACCUGUUGCCACAUAACCGUUCAAGUAUUGACCAAAUGCAACUUGUGUUGUUGUGUAGAGAACAAGAUUUCAAGUAUUUUGGUCAGGAAUUGGUCCUAGGAUGCUUAAUAAAAGACCUUCAAGACCUUGAGACCAAUGGCAUAGUUCUACCUGAUGGACAGAUCCUCUGACCACAGCCAACACUCGGACCCCAGAGUCAUACAACAAGCAUAUUCAGAACAUCAAGGAACAUUCGGUUCAUAGUGGAGGUAUCAAAUUUGACUCCUUUUUCAACAGCUUGUCUUUGUUUCAUGUAUGUCAGCCUGGGUUGCCCCCUUGUCUUGGGCAUGAUUUGUUCGAAGGAGUUGUUGCCUUAGAUCUUGCAUUGUGCAUUAACCAUCUUGUCACUGUUGACAAACAGUUUACAUACACUGAAUUGAAUAGAAGGAUCGAUCAGUUCAGAUAUUUAGGCAAUGAUGCAAAUGACAAACCGUGUGAGGUGAAGCCAGGAAGUGACAGACUGA